Molecule: messenger RNA, 1414 nt
Organism: Exaiptasia diaphana
Lineage: Eukaryota; Metazoa; Cnidaria; Anthozoa; Actiniaria; Aiptasiidae
Exons: 2
Coding region: 347-817 (156 amino acids)
Source: RefSeq, a predicted model, not a curated record
UAGCAAGACAAAAUGACGAAAUUACAACGAUCAAAUUUCCCUUGAGGGACGACACUUUUAUUUCAAUUGCAUACGUCCGAUUCAAAAGUGCCUUGAUGAAUGAAUUGGACAUGGCAUUGUUAUAUUUAAAAUCAAUACAGAUUGACCUUAAUUGAAGCGUGUGUAGAACAGAUCUCGUGCUUGAUAAGAGGAUUUCCAUCACUGGGGCACGUGGUUCGCAUUCCAGUCAACACUCGAAUCUCUGCAGACCACAAUAACAGCUUAAAGAAAGCUGAACUCACUCAUUCUGUUGCUUCGAGAGCCUCAAAGGACCCCUACUAAACCAGUUUUCCUAUGCAAUAGAACGAUGACGGAGUUCAAAGUUCUGUUCCUCUACACUAAGAAAGACAAACACAAUAGCGAGGAGCUCAAAGACUACUUACGCAUGAAACUCGGGUCACACGUGAAGCUCAACAACAUCUUGGACGUCCUUGGCAACCAAUCUACUCUAGAGGACGAACUUUUCCAGAGCAAGUGCAUCGUCCUCGUGUAUUCAAAGACYUGUGAAGAUUACUUACAAGARGGCUACAGUGAAUUUCGAGACGACUUCGUAACUUUCGAUGGCAGUAUCAUUAAAGCUUUUGUUCAAGAAGACACUGUAACGAAUAGAAUUGUGGUGGUGUAUUUCAACAGCGAACAGCCCAAAGAUUGGAUAGCCAAGAGACUGGGUACYUCACGGUUAUUUCACCUCGAGGGGGACUGUUUCGACAAAGURGACCCACGACUCGAUGAGUUUGUUCAGACAGUAAAGUCGCUGACCAAGAAACAACUUAAAUAAAACAUUGUUUGAUAAAAAGAACUUAGAAACUAAAGAUAAUGUGUAUUAGUCCUAAAAUAGUCUUCUUCGCGGUUCCCUGCGCCAUCCUGAAUGGUAGCCAUGCCUUUACAUCGAAACGAGAGGACCGUUGAGCGUGCAAUGUUAGAAACCUUCUUUCACACCUACAGACAAUAUCCAGACGUUUCUAUCAUUGCACGCUCAAUGGUUGUCUCGCUUCGAUGUAAGUCACGGCUAUCAUUCACAGAUGCCGCAGGGAACCGCGAAGGAGACCAUUAUGUCUUCAGAUCUUGCAAGUUAACAAAAGUGGAAAAAGUGGAAAUUUAAACAACAAAAGAUGGACAAAUAUGUCCAAAAACUGGCUGUAAUUUUGGAUAUACUUUCGAGAAAAAAAGGCUACACCUUUCAAACUCAAACAAAGCUCUCAACUGAAUAUUAGGUUUAUUUGAGCUGAAGGAAUUGACUCUGUCUGUUUUGCAUGAUUGACAGAUUGUUUAGCAUUGUAGCAUAGCAGUGCUUUGUUUAGCAUUGUAGUAAGACUCAUUUGUUGUGACAUAGAAAUAUUUUAAUAGUAUUUAUUAAAAUUGCCUAGUGAUAAUU